Molecule: messenger RNA, 1387 nt
Organism: Cololabis saira (Pacific saury)
Lineage: Eukaryota; Metazoa; Chordata; Actinopteri; Beloniformes; Belonidae
Gene: maip1
Product: matrix AAA peptidase interacting protein 1
Exons: 5
Coding region: 27-755 (242 amino acids)
Biological process (GO): inner mitochondrial membrane organization; protein insertion into mitochondrial inner membrane from matrix
Cellular component (GO): mitochondrial inner membrane
Molecular function (GO): ribosome binding
Source: RefSeq, a predicted model, not a curated record
GGAAGCAGCAGCCUCCUCUUAAAAACAUGGUGGUUCUGCUGAGAGCCUGCGGAGGGAUCCGGUCCUCUCGACAGCUGCUGGGCGAGUCUCUGGUGCUGGCCCGGUCCGCCCCGGCCCGCUGCUGCAGGCCGCGGCCCCGCUGCCCCGCAGCCCCGGGGGGGCGGUUCUACAGCUCUCAGUGGGGGGAGGAGCCGCCCAAACAGAAGGUUCUGGUGGUCGGAAUCCCCAACCCCUUCAUCUGGGUCCGCAAGAGGAUCUACUACUUCCUCAUCCGAACCUACUUUGACAGAGAGUUCAGGAUCGAGGAGUUCACGGAGGGAGCCCAGCAGGCCUUCUCCCACGUGUCCAGGCUGCUGUCUCAGUGUCAGUUUGAAGAGCUGGAGGGGCUGCUGGCUAAAGAUCUGAUCACAAAGCUGGAGGAGAAGUGCAGCUCUUUGCCAUCCAACUACAAGAAAGCCCUGUUUGCCGAUGUGGACGAGAUCAUGUACACGACUCCUGGGGACGUGGGGAUUUUCUACGAUAACAACGGGAGGAAGUUUGUGAAUAUCCUGAUGCGGUUCUGGUACCUGACGAGUGCUCAGAUCCCUGACGACAGCGUGAAGGGCAGCCACAUGUUCAAGGUGACCAUUGGAGACGGAGAAACCGUCAACAAGAGACUGCUCAGCGCCAUUUAUGAAUUCCAAAGGGAUUUUACCAAAGGAGUUCCUCCAGACUGGAUAAUUACGAGGGUAGAACACUCCGAGCUUCUGGAUUAAAGGGUUGCUUUUAAACAAGUCACAAGUGGAACUGUCAGUUUUUUUGUGCUUUGAUUAAACCUGAGUCUAAAGACUGAGACCAAUCCUCUACUGAUCAGAGCUGAGUCCAAUCCAAACCAUGCAGCUGUCAGCUUUUUAAACUAAUACGCAGUCUAAGUAAGUAGUAAGUAAAACACACUUAAGGCAUCUCUUGGUAUACUGUACAUAUUCUUGGUAUACUGAGUUUUUUCGCUUUCUUUUUUGUCCAAAUUGAUUUCAUAAAACCUCCAUGAAACACUCAGUGAAAAGCCAACUACACCCCAGUUGCCAGCUGCUCCUCUGCAUGGUAACAGGAAAUAACACACAUUUAAUGAGUUUUAACUCUCGUUUAUUAGCCAGCAAGUUUCCUCAGGACUUUUCCUGCUAGCAUUUUAGCUGCAUCAGUUUGUUCCUGUAUAAACAAGAUAAAGGUACGACAUGAACCGAUGACUCUGGAUUAUACUUGUUGCACAAAAGGAAUAUUGAAAUCGAUGUACAUGUCAUAUAAAAUGCAAUAUAAAUAAAUAAUAGAAUAAAAUUAUACAAAAAUGUGAGGACUCAACUGUGAUUUCCAUGUCUGAAUUCAGCUGAUGGGUAAGUGUGUGAUCCGUCCU